Messenger RNA from Strigops habroptila (Kakapo), 10808 nucleotides. It is a transcript of the gene LDLRAD4, whose product is annotated as low density lipoprotein receptor class A domain containing 4. NCBI's taxonomy places the organism in Eukaryota, Metazoa, Chordata, Aves, Psittaciformes, Psittacidae. The record is from RefSeq and is a predicted model, not a curated record. The coding region runs from base 707 to 1639 and encodes 310 amino acids. The transcript is spliced from 8 exons. Gene Ontology annotation, cellular component: Golgi membrane; early endosome membrane. Gene Ontology annotation, molecular function: R-SMAD binding. Gene Ontology annotation, biological process: negative regulation of transforming growth factor beta receptor signaling pathway.
GGAAGGGAAUGCCAAAGCAACGCAGGCUCAUACUUUAACUCGCUGGCAUGUGUAAGAUCCAAAGAGCAGGAAAAAUUUGCUUCCUUUCAGAUCAUCAGGACACCUAUGAAAACCCAUGGAUUUGAAAUGGAUAUGAAAACCCAAUAUCGUGAUGCUAUCACACUCAAUAUUCACAACUGGAAGGAAAGGGAAGAAUCUCCUGACUCUCUGGGCUUCAAGGAAAUCAUUAUGUUGUAUUGGAUGAGUUUAAACUAGACAAGACUUCGUUCUGAAUCACUUCUGGAAAGUGUACGUGCCUGAGGGGAGAGGAACACAAGAGAGGAGAGACAAUUGAACAUCACCGUUGGCCAAGGCCUGAAAAAAUGGUCCUGGAUGAACAGAGGAUUAGAACUUAAUUGUAAAAGGGAAAUAAAAUCUUGGCAGGCGAUUCGCUUCAUUUCCACAUUCAUCAUGGCCCAAAUCCUCUGGCUGGCUGGUUGAUGGGACUGUCCAACGCUUCUUACUUAGGUUCAGUGCAGAACCCCUCUGCCUACAGAUCAAAAGACCUGGGAUCAGGUGGGAACUGGAUGGUGCCAAAUACAGGAAUGGAAAGAGAAAUGGACUCUGACAAGCUAAGAUGGAAGUGACUUGACAGCUUCAAGCUCAGCAGUUGUCUCCAGUAAGGACAGGUUAAGACGGGAAUCUCAAGCUUCGCUGGGAGAGCAGUAUGCAGGAAGCUGGUUUUCAGGCCACAAAUGCUUUCACAGAGUGCAAAUUCACCUGUGCCAGUGGUAAAUGCUUGUAUCUUGGUUCAUUGAUUUGUAACCAACAGAAUGACUGUGGGGAUAACAGUGAUGAAGAGAACUGUCUGCUUGUAACAGAGCAUCCACCUCCAGGCAUCUUUAGCUCUGAACUGGAGUUUGUUCAAAUCAUCAUUAUAAUUGUGGUUAUAACUGUUAUGGUGGUAGUGAUCAUCUGCUUGUUGAACCAUUACAAACUCUCGACACGCUCCUUUAUCAACCGACAGAGCCAAAGCAGAAGACAGGAAGAAACUUUGCAGACGGAAGGGUGCUUGUGGCCUUCAGAAAGCUCGGUUUCACGCCAGGGUGCUUCAGAGAUCAUGUAUGCUCCAAGGUCCAGAGACAGGUUUACCGCCCCAUCUUUUAUGCAGCGGGACCGUUUCAGUCGCUUCCAGCCCACUUACCCUUACAUGCAGCAUGAGAUUGACCUUCCUCCGACCAUCUCCCUCUCUGAUGGGGAAGAGCCGCCGCCAUACCAAGGCCCAUGCACCCUGCAGCUCCGGGACCCAGAGCAGCAGAUGGAGCUCAACCGGGAAUCCGUCAGGGCACCGCCCAACCGAACCAUUUUUGAUAGCGACUUGAUAGACAUCUCCAUGUACAAUGGGGGCCCCUGCCCACCGAGCAGCAAUUCGGGCAUAAGUGCAACCAACUAUAGCAGUAACGGAAGGAUGGAAGGACCACCCCCAACAUACAGCGAGGUUAUGGGACAUUACCCAGGCUCCUCUUUUUUCCAUCACCAGCACAGCAACGUGCCUCCUUCCUCGCAGAGGGGGAGCAGACUUCAGUUUCAGCAGAACAAUUCAGAGAGCACAAUAGUCCCCAGCAAAGGCCAAGACCGGAAACCAGGAAACCUGGUCUAAAAGUUACUCAUAAGCCCAGGUGCAUUUGAACUGAAGACAAGAGUUUGAAGCAGGGCGGUGGAGGAAGACCCCCCAUGCUCCGGUGCACAAUGUUGUUACGUUUCACGUGGUACAACUUAGUAAAACCAAACGUGCAAACCAGUUCUUUGUUUCUGAUUCCUUUCAGGGGAAUUGCAUGCAAAGCAGAUGGAAAGAAAUACAAACUUCCAUUCAGUUUGUCUACGAGCAGUGUUUCAGGGGAGGGGGGGGAUAUAUUAUUUUUUUUUAAUAAACUAUUUCAAUUAUUUAAUUCUAAAAGUUAACUUAGCACAGAAAUGAGGCUCGUACAGCCUGUUUUAUACUCACUGAAUGGCAGAAGAAAGAAGGUGGUUUUGCUAGAGAAACGGGGGAAGAAUUGGCCAGUUUGCUUUUUUUUUUCUCCCAGGGUGUGGAUUUUUUUUUAAUAUGAAACAAAAUUCCUGUUUUGUGUGCCAAGGUAUAAAGUUGAGAACUUAGAUGAAUGCAAGGAAUUAAUUUGUGUUGUGAUAAAUGUGUUUUAAAAAGUUGCACUAUCUUAAUGUUUAAAAAAAAUAUAUAUGAGGGAACUGUUUUAUGUGAAGUUCUUCUAUAUGUUGUCUUUUCACCUGUGGAAUAAUGAUAGAGCCCCAGAAUUAAUCUGGAGGAGUUUGCCCCCCUCCCCCCGGGUUUGCUAGAAAGAGGGGACAGGACUUAGCCUGACAUCUCUUGACUUUUACAAAUCAAGAAAUACAGGGACACUUGUCUUUGCAAUAAGUUGCAUUCAAGUAACAGUGCAUCAAUGAAGUGUCUUGGAGACUUUUGGAUGGAAGAAGGCAAAUACGAAAUCCCAGCAUUUUCCAUCACUUCGGGUUUAGCUGUUUUGCAGUGUAGACUAUUUGUUUCCUAAAUGCAAAACAAAAUCCCAGACAUGUUAAUUUGUAUUGAUUCUAAGUGCUGCCAUUCUUUUCCUUUUCAUAAUGCGGUAUCACCAGUACUUACCGUUUUAGAGAUUUUUGUCCUCACUGUAGCCUGAAAUGUAUUUAGUCACAUAUCAUGACAUUAUGCAAUAAAUUGUUUAAAAAUGCAAGGUGGGGUUUUCCCCCCUGCAGUGCUGUUGAAAUACGUGAGACUCCAUUGUGCUUUUCGCUCUCCAUUUCAUCCUUUGGAUACUGAAGUUCAGUCCUGGAGAUCCAUCCUGUUGAAGUGAAGGGGCCUUUGUAGCUGUAACUGCAGUUUCCACAGCAGUAGUGAGAGCGCUCGUGACAGUGGCACUGGCUUCUGCAGCAUCCCUGGCGCUGACGUGGGAGCACUGGUUACUCUCACUGCAAACUGUUUUGCUCUGGGCCCUGUUGCGGAAACCCUCCUUGCUCGGUGCACGUCAUCCAGCUGAUGCCAGCAGGGCUCUGCUCAUGGCUAAAGAUGACUCAUGUAUUAACCAAGCGUCUGUAAGCCCUAGAUUUGCCAUGCCGGUCUUAAGAGUAGUUGGAAAAUGUUACCUGCCUGUAAAGUGGCAAGUGGGGUAUCUCCUCCCUGGCUGUUCCUGUGCGGAGGCACACGCAGCGCUGGAAGGCAGUUGACAAAUGAUGAUAGUGGCAUCACAAGCACAUGUAAAAGCACAACUUGCACUUAAAAUGCAUUUUGGAAAUGGACUUAAAGUAAGAACCUUUAGAGUCUUAGCUUGGAUAGUUUCUAAUAUAUAUGUGUAUGGGUGUGUCACAGACCUUUUCACUUUAAGAUCUUUCACUUUUUUCUAUUUUCUUAAGCCUUGUGCUUGGUUUGGGGCAGCAGCCGAGUGCCCUGAGGGCUCUGGAGAGGAGCACCAUGCCCUAGCGCCUGGUCCCAUGGCUGGAGGCUGGAUUUCUGCAGGACUUCUGUACACUGGGGGCUCUGAUAACUGAAGUGCAUCUUUGAUCUAUGCAGAGUUUUAAUGCCAAAACAGCGUGCGUGUCUGUGUGUGUGUUUUAUGGGCCUCAGUGUAGAUUAUUUUCUUCAUAAAGUAAUUUGGUUUUAGUCUAGUUUAGAAAACGUUUGUGUAACUUUUAGUCUGAAUAUGCAGCCUCAUUUGUAUCUGUAAUUGUGGUUUUGUUUUUGUCUGAGUCAUGCUGGUAAUGCAGAGUAAAGCUGCCUUUUAAUUUAUGUGUUAUUUGAAGGGAGGGAGAGAGAGAUUGUAUGAUGGGAUUCACUUUGUUGGUUUCUUUUUCCACUCAGACCCACAGGACAGGUGUUUAGGAGAUGACUAGGUGGCUGUCAGUCAGCUAGGGCUCUCAUCACGUCUGCUUCCUGGGAAUAAAAGCUGUGAAAUAAGAUUUUUGCAAGCAACCUAUGAGCAUAAUUCUUAUUUAAAAAACAAAGCAAAACAAAACAGCAACCCACAAAUAAACAGGAGGCAAAACCAGCAAAUGUUGGUUUUGGUCUUCAGUGACUUUUGUUGUCCUUAAGCCAGAAAGUGUGUGUGCCCACACAGAUACUGUGCUCUUUCCUAAAUGAGAAUUAUUUAGCUGAGAAGCCUUCAGGCAAGAGCAGCUGGAACUUAGUUGUCGUGGCAGAGCACACCUGGACUUGGACCCAUUGAAUACCAACAUUUUCCCAUCUCGGCCAAGUAAGCCUUGAAGUUGCCUUCAAAGCCACCUCUUGGGAACAUGCUUUUUCUUUGAAGACAGCCCUUUGCCAUCUUUUGCCGUCUCUGCAUGCCAGUGGAUUUAUGCACUUCCCAUUGCCAUUGUCCGGUAUGAUGCAUGCACUGUUGUCUCUUAAUUUUAUUUGACUGAGGAAAUUUUUCUUUGCAUGGAAAAUGUAACCUGUUCCAGCUCUGUAGAAAAGAUUUGUCUAAAAAGAACUUAGUAUUUGCUCACCUAAUGGUUGCAUUUCCUCUUGCAUCUUCGCCUUCUCAUCGUAUUCUGCUGUCCAGAGCUAGUGUGCAGCCAGUGUACCUGCCAGCUCUGAAAGUGUAGUCAUCUGUUGCUUGCUCUAGGUGAGCUUGAAAUCUGCUAUUUUUGUCGUGGGGCCUCUUAUAGGAGUAGAUAUGGUAUUUUUUGAUGAAUAUAUGUGAUCUCUGAUAGGAUUGCCAUCGAUAGUAUAACAUUUGCAACGGUGUGUGUUUUUCUACUUUUGUUGCAGUAAGAGAGAAUAUGCCCUUGCUAACAGAACAAAAUGGUAAAAGAAGGAAUAUCAGAAUUAGAUAGCACUAUCAAUCUUUACAGGCUUAGAAAUUGGUGUUCUCUGGAGAUAGGUAAUUCUGUCAAGUAUUUAUGGAAAACUCCCUUGGAAAAUAUCCAGGAUUAAUAAACUGUAUUGCAUAGCCACUCAGAUGAAGCUUUGUAAAUUAUAAGAGAUUUCUGCAGACAUUGUAAUGUUAAUCAUGUAGAUUAUACCUCCAUACUGGUGUUUUGGUUUAUGUGUUGUGUACACUAAACCCAGAUAAUACAUGUGCAGAGCUUUCUGUGUGGUGGACCAUAUUAACCUGAAUUCUAGUUGGAUCCCCUGACCUUUGCCCAGUAACCCAUCUUCCCAAAAUUCAGUCUAGUGGUGUCUCCAUGAUGUGACUUCAUUACAGCAUGCUUUUAUCUUGUAAGUAUGAACACUCAGAGGCGUGCCCCCUGUACAAGUUCUUGAUGGCUAUUGAGGCAUUUACGUUCCUGCAGUCAUGGAAUCUGCAGGAACCAUGCGUCAAGCUAUGCUUCAUUUGGCUUUUAUUAUUAGUUAUAUAUACUUCUCUCACCGAUUUGUCCCAGCUGGAAGCUGCUUCUGUUAUUCCAGAUCUCUGAAUUUUUGUAUUGCUUCUAAAAGAAUGCACUUUCGUUGCAAUAGGGAAGAAAGCCUUGUCCUGAUGGAGAGUCCUGUGCAUAGGCUAUCUGGAACAGCACUGUCUGAAGCAGUCAUUUCUAACCCUGCCAGGUAGUGAGAUUGGACCUUAAAACUGAUGCUCCGAUAUGUAAGGAAUGUUUGAAUGGUUUGGAGAAGAUGCAUUACUAACCUUUCUCUGACUCUGAGCCCUGAACGCUCAUGAUAACUAAGGUAACCUGAUCUCAUAGGCAAAGAGAAAGAAAAUAGUAUGCAGGUGAAAAUAGAUUAUGCUCCAAAAUUGUUCUCUGCUUUUGUUUUUCUUUCUUUCUUUUCCUUCCCCCAAGGAUAAACAACAGGCUUAGUGGUACAUUUUAAGGCAUUCAGGAUUAUUCACAAGUUCUCUCUGGUCAUUACCAUUAAGUCAUGUCCAUGCACAUGUGAGUAUAGGCAUAUCAACAUGUAAACUUGUGCCUGUAUCCUACCCCUUGAUUAUCUAGAUACUAGUUACUAUUCCAUAAUCACAUUUCAGAAGUGCUAAAUGGCUAUAUAUUGUGCUCUCAGGAACGGGUCAUUUGUCAAACAGCUGGAGGCAUGAGGAAUAUUUGCUUUUCAGUCCUGUAAAUGUCAUGGCCCUGUUUUUAUCAGUAGGGUUGUUCCUUGCUGUGCAAAUUCUUAUCUGUUUGUGCUUGUGCAUCUUCCAUCCAACAGCUCUCUCCUUUUGGGUGAGCUUUGAAAAGUCCUCGUGCUUUUGGGACAAGCCUAAUGUAGACCUCAUGCAUCGAUGCACAGGAAGGAAGUGUACGUCAUGUACUCUACAUCUCUGAAGCAUGUAUUUUAAAACCUAACUGAUGCUGAGAACGAAGUGAUCCAUUUGUGCAGUGGGUUCAGAUGAAGGCUGGCUUGUGAUUACAUCUUUGCUUUUUAGAUGAAGGCUGUUGCAAAUAGGUCUUUCCCCACAGUGUUGCCUGCUUGCCAACCAGUGCAAUUACAACUUUUCUCCUAAAGUAGCCCCAGAUGUGUCAGUCAUUUAAAUCCCUGGAAAGAGGCACUCUUACUGAAUUGUCUGAGAUCUGCUGAGGCCUUUUAGAGCAUGGAAAAGUUCCUCGCGGGGACGUGUUGAACUUAGAGGUUUCCCGUCUGAAGACUCUGUUCUGUAUGUUUUGUUAGGAUAUUGAAGUUUAAAGUUUUGAGAGUGAGUGGCCCAACUGCAGAUGGUUGGUAAGAUUGGGUUUUUAAUCCUUAGUAUAUUGUUUGCCAGUCUGUGCUCAUUAAUCAGGGGUGUAAAUUACCCUUUGACCCACUUCUGAUUGCCAUUGCUAUGCUGGCAAAUGCCCUGCUGGGCACACUUGCACCAGCAAAAUAGAGUGAUUUUCUUGGUAUGACUCCGCCUGGGGAGUUAGCAGAAGCUGCACCAAAAGUUCAGCCGCCAGAAACAAUACCACACCUGCACUGCUUCUUCCCAGCAAACUCAGUUUCAAUGAAGUGCUUUACCACACUUGUAAGUACCACAGAUAUGCAGUGGAGGAGUGUUUCCUUGAAAUCACAACUAGCCGCAUUAGAUGUUUCAGGGCUGCUAAUGCCAUUCUUGUAACCACUUGCUAUAUUUCUCCUGCUUUUGAAAGGGAAAACCAAGAAUGAUUCUGUUUUGAGAAGUGUUGCAAACUCUCCUGGUUCUUCCUUCUGCCUUGCUGUAGUCUCUUCUGUUUUUAGACUGAACACAAGCAACCUGGGUAUUGCUAGCACCGCUUUCCUGCUAGAGAAGAGCAUACCUUUUUAUGUUGGUUAUUGAUAAAGAAACAAGUAACCUAGAUUCUUUCCCCUUCCCUCUGACAGCCAUGUGAUUUACUGCCAGAGAUGACUGUCAUUUCUUUGCUAUAUUGCUGUUGCUGCUGCUGCUGCUGUUUUAAAUGGUUUGGUGCGUGAGCUUUCUGAAACAACGUGGUGUGUGUAGGAUCUUGUGGGUGACAAAGCUGUCUCUUUCCUUCUUCCUUUCUCUCCUCGGUUUGUGCUCGUCUGUCCGCCGUGGUAGGUUUAUUAAUAAAUGAUAUAUAUGUCUGUAUUAGCUAUAAUUUUGAGGAGGUUUGCAUGUCAGUAGUUUGUAAGCAACUAAGGUGCCUCAUGUACAGGUCUGAGCAGAUAGGAAUCCCCUUGCACUCUAGAGGGCCUGAUCCAAAGCCUGGUGAAGUUGGUAGGAAGACUCUUGCUGACUUCAGGGGGCUUUGGAUCAGGCCUUACGCUCCCACCUUUGUUGUGCCUCACUUAAAAUGGUGCUUUUUCAGUUGUCUGUCUUUUUUUCUGGUUCUUGGUUGAUUUUUUUUUCUUUGUAUGGUGCUGUGUAUAACUUGAAUAUAUUAUGCACAUAUCCUACCCAAUGGGUAGAACAAACAAACAUACAAAAACAAAUAGAUGUUGUUAAUACUGUAAGAUAAUGUAUAGAUGAUACCAAUUUUAACACAAAAGGAAAAAAAAAGGCAUAGACUUUGUGAAUGCCAACUUCUGUGCUUGGUCCUUUUUUGUAAGAAAAUUUGCAAAUGGAUGCAUACAAAUGACAAAAAAUCUAUGUAUUUUAUUUUCCUAUCAAAUAUCAAUAUAAUAUCAUAAGGGAAAAAGUUUGAACAAAUCCUUUUUGACUAGCCUGUGUAUAGUGAUUGGUCAUUUGAUGCAUCUUUGCUGUGAAGAUUUGUUCUUUGUUUUUCUAAAUGUGUCACUUUAAGAAAAAGUUAAAAAACACAAAACAGACAAAACCUCCACAGCUUUAACCUUGCAACUAGAUGCUUCUUGAAUUGGUUGUUGCCUCGCUAUUGCUGAGUUGACCAGUAUUAGUUACUACUUCUCCAGCAGAUACAUUAUUUAUUAUUAUCCUGGAUUACCUUUUUUUAAAAAAAAAACCAGCAACAAACCCAACAACUUAGAAAUGGCCUAAAACCUUUUGAUUCUUUUUAUCCACAUCCUAGAUUUGAAGUGAAGCUCAGACAAGUGGGAACUGACCCAAACCAUCCCUGCAAAUUCAAAACUAGGCCAACGAGAGGUUUGUGACAACAGCCAGCCCCUGCUCUAUGCCCAUUACUGGUACAUGAUCCUGCCACUGCAAACUCUCUUCAGGCUUGGUGUGUAGCUGGGGCUCGCUGAUGACCUGUGCGAUUGCAGGGUGCAAGCCUUAAGGGUAGACAAGAAAAGCCACAGUUGGUAGCAAGCUUGAAGGCAGGGUUUGAGCGUGAGCUUUGAGUUGGCAGCGCUGCUGCUGUGUUGGCCUCUGACAGCAAUGGCUUAACCCGGGUUCGUAUUCAAGACUAGGGAGAAAUGCCUAAACCUGUUCAGGCCCAACACGGGAAGUGGUGUGGAAGGUGACCCAACGCUUGAGCUUUCUGUCAGGCUCCCUCGGCAGUUUGGUUCUCUCCCGGCAUCUCUGUGUGUUGGGCUGUCCGUCCCCGCGUGCUCCUCGGUAAAGCAAAUACCUCAGGAAAACUCAACAUGAAGUUCUAGUGUAGAGACUUGCAGAUGCUGUACUUAUUUUUCUAAACUGUUUGUUCUAACUAUCCCAGGACAGUAGGUGAUAUAAAAGUUUAUUGGUCCCAGACAGACUAGUCCUCUCACAGAUGGAUACCGACUAAUCUUUCAUAGAUACUCGUGUCUAUAUGUAGCUUUUUUAUACUUGUCAGGCUUUAACCACAGAUGUAAGGUAGCAGCGUGUUGGGAUAUGUUUGAGAUGGCGUUUUUGUUUGGUUUUUCAGAUGACUAGCUAAACGCUAUGCUAAAACUCAGGGGGCCUUAUCCGGGGCCCAGUGAAGUCAGUGGUGAGGCUUCCUCUGGUUUGAGUGGGCUUUCAAUCCAGUCCGUCACGCUUGAGGAUGGUGCCUUGGAGCACAGUCUGUCGCGACUUCUCUGUUGACCUGAAACUUCAGCUACACAUUUGUCUGUGAAUAACUUUUUAAAAGCCCUCACAGGAGUCCUGUAUCUGAAUGUUGAUCAUGGUUGUUUUGGGUUUUUUUUGUUUUGUUUUAAAGAAGUGUGUUAAGUCUGUAUCAAGUCUUUUAUGGCCAGUUCUGCAUCAUCAAGCCCUUACAGGUAGCUUAUGUCCAUCCCUCUAUAUAUAUCGAGCUGUUUUAUCAGCAAGCAUGUCCCGUAGGGAAAUACGCAUACUUCAUGACUGUCACUCAUUACUCAUUUAUUGUUUGUCAGGGCAUAGAGUGUUUUGGAAGUAUGCCUUGUCUGGCCACCUUCACGUUUCUGUUUGCACUGCAGUGCCACUUCUGUGCAUGAAGGAAGAAAAACAAAACAGAAAACCCCAGGCCUUGACUAGGAAGACUCUGUACAGAGCAAACCUCCCGCUGGAGGAAUCUAGGGUAGGAUUUAUCGUCACAAAACUUGCAUAUUGAACGGACCAAACACGAGCAUGUCUCCUUUUAGAGGCACUAAUUUGCUUUGAAGCUGCAGUGGAAAGAGCAGACUAUCUACUAAGUGUAUUCACAGCUGUGUUCACGCUUUUCUGUUUACCACAAAGCACAGCAGGCAGCCAAGAUUUUUAAAGAAGAAUAAGCAGAAGUUAUGAGAGCCUCAGGUAUCAUAGACCUGGACAACAACAAUAAUAAUAAUAAAAAAUUCACUUUCAUAUUCUUUAACAAAGCUUUUCUACUUAUAGUACAAGGACUACAUAAGCAUCGAUAGGGGUUUUAUCUUUGUAUAGCUACCAACUGCCCAAUGCUGCUGUGCUCAGAGCAUUUCACAAUGGUAUGUACACCGGUCAGGCUGUUACACUUAAAAUUAACCAUCAAAUGCCUGGUUUUAGAGUGUUGACCCUUUCUUUGUUGUUUCUUGCUAGUUAUUUUACAGUGUAAAAUGCUUUAUUGCUGUAUGGAUUUUUUUGUAUUUCCGACAUUGUGGCUUUUGAGAUCACAUUUUCAGCACAUCUCUUUAUUUUUGUCCAUCUUGUUUCAAGCUAUUCUGAAAUGUGUACAGCACUAUCAACAAUAUUUAAUCUUUCUUUUAAAUUUUAUUGUUGUAAAAACAAAGCUAUUAAAACCAGUAAGUCUUUUUACAACUGUAUUGGAAUUUCUCAAUAGCUGUUCAUGUGAUGCUAUGACAAACCUGGCUUGCUUUGAUUUUUAAAAACCAAUUUAUUUUCCUUUUAACACAAUUAAUUUGUUGCUUAUUUUCCACCGUAACUCCCAGUUAUAUACAGGAAAAGAUUUCAACUGUUGUGUAUCUGACUCUUUUAAUUGAGCAAAUGGUGAUGUCCUAGUUUUUAGACCUAAGGUCUGUUUAUUGCAAUACUUUUAAAGGAAGAUGUUGCUCUAAGUGCUGUUGUUAGUUUUAAAUACAGAUUUUAUGCUUGUUCUUAAUAUGCUGUGGUUAAACCAUGGCACAAAAUUAUUAAAAAUCAUGAAAUGCA